CGGGGGUGGCCCCCACCCUCCGAGUCCUCCGGUCCUCGCGGCUGUCCGCCAGCGUCGCACCCCGUGGCCUCUGUCCCCGCUCCGUGUCCGCCUUUCCCCCUCCGUGCCGCCAUGCCGGGCUCGCCCUGCGGGCUCCUGCUCGACUACAAGACGGCCAAGUUCUCGCUGACGCGGAACCGGCGGGUGGGGCUCCUGUACCGGCUGCUGCAGCUGAGCGCGCUAGGCUACCUGCUGGGGUGGGUGCUGCUGCUGCGGAAGGGGUACCAGGAGCGCGACGCGGCCCCGCGUGUCGCCGUGGUCACCAAGGUGAAGGGAGCGGCUCCCGCCGGGGCCGCGGGCCGGCGGCUCUGGGACGGGGCGGAUCUCACCUGGCCCCCGCAGGGAGAAAAUGUGCUUUUUCUGGUGACCAAUUUCAUUGCCACAGCCCAGCAGGCCCAGGGCACCUGUCCCGAGAGCCCCUCUGUCCUUGACGCGAUGUGCACAGAAGAUGCAGAUUGUCCCAUGGGAAACCCUGUGGUUCAUGGCAAUGGGAUAAAAACUGGGAAAUGUGUGAUGUUCAGUGCCACCCGUUCCACCUGUGAGAUCUAUGGCUGGUGUCCUGUGGAGAACAGUACCCUGCCCAGGAAACCUCUUCUGGCUGAGGCGGAGAAUUUCACUCUCUUUAUAAAAAACACUGUCCACUUCACCAAAUUUAACUUCUCCAAGUGCAACACUUUACAAACCAGUGACCCCAGCUAUUUCAAGAGCUGCACAUAUGAUCCAGUCUUCAACCCCUCCUGUCCUGUGUUCCGUGUACGUAACAUGGUGGAGGCAGCUGGAGAGCACUUUGGAGACCUCGCACUGCUGGGGGGGAGCAUUGGAGUUCUCAUCAAGUGGGACUGCGACCUGGACCACCCUGCUGCCCAGUGCCAGCCACAGUAUUUCUUCAGCCUGCAGGACACAAGGUACAAUUUCAGAACUGCCUCUUACUACUGGGGCUCCCAGCGGCAGCUCUACCGGAACCUGCUGAAGCUUUACGGCCUCCGCUUCGACACCUCCGUGCACGGCCAGGUACCGUGUCCUGCGCAGCCCCGGCAGUCCCCAGGGCUGACUCCUCCCACCACUCCCCGCUGCUCUCCUGCAACCACCCCUGUGGCUUCCUGCUGCUGUUGCUUCUUCCCAUCCUGGGUUCAACACAACAGAAGUGGGGAACCAUGAAGAAGACAGCCACAACAAUUCCCUGGUCUCCAAGGUCUUAGGGGUGGGAUGACAUCAUUCUGUUCUGGCUGAAGUGCUGCCGUGAAAGCAGUGUCCCACGAGGACAUCUGCAGAGCACUGUCCUGUACAGGGACUUUCACUGACCUCUACACAGCUCUGACCAGUGAGAGAUGGACAGCUUUCCUCUUCAAACUCUGGGGCAAAAAGAGCCUUAUUGUGAAAGCAAAUGCUGAGGAUAGGCUGCAGGAGUGGGAACCACCAGUAGUUCCUGCAACAGCCAAGGAGGACCAGGAGAAGAGUGCAAACCACAGGGUGGGCACAGCAGAAGAAAGCAGAAGGAAAUAGUAGGUUUGAGACUGUCCUCAGUCAAAAAGCAUUAGCACCAACCAGAAGAACCACCACCAAAUAAGAAAGAGGAAAAAAUGCUCCAGUGGCCCCUCACAGAAGCACAAACAGGGACAUUUGUGAUGACAGCUGAGCAAAGCUGCAGGGGACACAUUGGCUGACCCCUGCCAGACGGUGCUCCCCAGUACCUCCAGCUCUCAGCGCAGAAUGCCAUCCUGGUACCCAAAAGACAUCUCUGGGAGCCCCUCCUGGGUAGUAGAACAACACAGUGUUCAGUGGCGGACCCCCACUGCUGACCCUGUGUGCCUGGGCAGACCUAGGCAGUCCCUGCCCCCUGCAGCCACCGCAGCACACAAAGCAUGGGGCACAGAGCAGGGAUUCCGCACCUUGAUCAAGGCGUUCCCUUUGAACAGGCCCCUCAGACAUCGAACUAAAGCAACUUGACCUUUCCUUUCUAAUUAGGGUGGGGAUAAAGAGCUAAAUGCUCUGGUAUGGAAAGGCUGCAGGAGGGGAACGUCCCCACAGCAGCUCUCCCCAGCACAGGUGGUGCCUUGGCACAAACAUGCUCCUUUAUGCAAUUUUGGCCAAGGUGCCAGUACACUCUGAGGUGGGUCCAAGGUGCCAAGGGCCCCAGGUGCCAGCUAGAGCCCCAUCCCCUGCAGCAGGUGUUUACCUGACGUGUUCAGGCACCAGGAGGAGAAGGGUGAGAAUCAGGGACCCAUGGAGUGAUACACUGAGCCCUGUGCCUCUCCAAGCCCGAGGGACACAUCCAACUGCCAAGCUCCAGUCUGGAGCAAUGUGGCACCCUCAGGGAGGGAAGGCAUGAGAGCCAUUGGGGAGGGAACAGAGGGGCAGUCAGAUGAUCUCUGCAGAGCCACAGCUGACUCCUGUCCCGGGCUCCCUCUUGAUCCCUGCCUGGGUGCUGCUGCCGAGUAGUCUGAUGGCUGAGCUGGGCAGCCCUUUGCUUCCCUGAUUUCCCUCUCCCCAUCCUUAAUAUCAGAAAGCACUUGGAAAAACCCCUUUGGCUCCAGUCAUGAGGAGGUUCUAUGGCCACUGUUUUCAGAUUUGGAUGGGACAAAGGCAAGAGAAGAAUAAACAGCAGCAAAUAUUUUGGGGAUAAAUUCCUGGUGCACCCAGUCUAAACACCCAACACGGCUCCAAAACAGAUGAGACAACACAUCCCAGCUAUCAACACGUCUCAGGAAUGCAUUCCCAGGUAGGGUCCCAGCCAAGGGAAGAGGUGGGCUUCACUACAAGUGUAACAAAGUUCCUGAGCUGUUGCAAAUGUUCACAGCUUGUUAUAGAAAGAAAAGGUUUUUGAGCUCAGUCUGUCAAACCAGAAUCGGAAUUGGUGAUGCCUGAGCGCCCAGUCCAGCCCUGGUCACAAACCAUUAACAUGGUGAUGAGAUGGGAAGGAAAUCUUUGCUAGGUAUUGCCACUAAAAGCCAUCAUCUGCUCCCAAGACUAUGUGAACAGAUAAAGGGCUUACAUCUGGCAGAGACGCCAGGUCCAAAGACCAAUUUAAUUUGUUCUACGAUCAGCACAUCAUUUCUCCAGGGCCUUUUAUUAGUGUCCCACAAGCUCAGUGUCCAGAGAUGAACAAAACUAACUGACAGAAGCUCUGGUAAAACUAUUUUCCAGUCUAGCAGAGCAAUCUCAGAUGAAUGCCUGUGUAGAAAGAUGGAAAAGAGAAACACGUACUUGGUGUAAAAUGCCACAAACUUCAGUUCAUCUAAAUCUCCCUGAAUGACAACAUCAUCGAAUCCUUCCGCAUGGCCUGCAAAGCAGAGAAGAAGAAGUGGAUUCAGCAACAAUUCCUCUGUAUCCAGCUCUAAGACAGGGUGUUUCACUCCAGAGCUACAUAAAGAACGUCCUGUGGUGACCAAGAGACCAGCACAGGAAGAUGUAGGUACCAAAAACAACCGAAUCACAGGAUGGUUUGGGUUGGAAGGGGCCUUAAA
Messenger RNA from Chiroxiphia lanceolata (lance-tailed manakin), 3503 nucleotides. Its product is annotated as P2X purinoceptor 6-like. Gene Ontology annotation, cellular component: nuclear inner membrane; plasma membrane. The transcript has 11 exons. The coding region runs from base 112 to 1197 and encodes 361 amino acids. Gene Ontology annotation, biological process: response to ATP; monoatomic cation transmembrane transport. Gene Ontology annotation, molecular function: extracellularly ATP-gated monoatomic cation channel activity; ATP binding; purinergic nucleotide receptor activity. NCBI's taxonomy places the organism in Eukaryota, Metazoa, Chordata, Aves, Passeriformes, Pipridae. The record is from RefSeq and is a predicted model, not a curated record.